CCUUUCCAUCCCCCUUCUCUCUCCUCAUCCCAUUUCUCUCUAUUCAUCUUCCCCGCUCGCUCUCUUGCCUCCAGUCUUUCGGACCCUUCAUUACUUCUUCCAUCGCUUUUCCGCGAAAAUGGCUGAAACUACUCAGCCUAAACGCCAAAGAGAAGACGACCAUUAUCAAUGUGAGGAGGAUGCAAAGCGGCAUAAGUCAUACAAUCAAAUCCUUUCUAUUCUUGAAGAAGAAGAAGUUGAGCCUAACCAAGACUUGCUGGAUAUUUUUCAAAGUCUUCAGCAAGAACUCUCCUCCGCUUCAUUCUCCGUGGACCCUUUACAGGUUUCUGCCUCGGCGGCGGACGUUGACCACCGGAGCGGUUUUUCCGGCGAGUCGGAGUCCGGCAGCCCGAGCUCAAAAGAGGAUGAUGAAGAAGAUGAUGGAGUAAGAAUGAUGAGACAUCUUCUGGAAGCUUCUGAUGAUGAGCUUGGACUUCCCAAUAGAUCGGAGAGCGGUGAAGAGGAGAUUAAGAGUGGGGAAAACGCUUUGUUUUUGGGUGACGGGCUGUGGGAGUUUGAGGAUGAUGCUGCAAACUACUAUACUUUGCUGCAGUCUGAACUUUUCAUGUAGUUUUUGGGGGGGUUAGAGUGUAAUUUAGGAUAUUUUAGGGGGUGGGGUAUGAUGAGGAAAAUAUGGAGGGAAAAAGUGAAAGUGGAGGCUCUUUUUGGUUUUUCAUUUUUGUACCCUCUUCUUUUGUACAAUAUUAAAGUUAGCCCCACUGGAGUUAGAUGAUAAUCAGUGCUAAUCAUUAGAGUCAUUAGAUUUAUUAUCAAGAAAAAAGCUACUCAGUAGUGCCUUAGUUCAAUUUUGGACACUAAGGAUGUCCCUCAAUUUCCGGGGGGAUUUGCAAAAUGGGACCUCCUCUUGCUUUAACAUUUCAG
Molecule: messenger RNA, 921 nt
Organism: Coffea arabica (coffee)
Lineage: Eukaryota; Viridiplantae; Streptophyta; Magnoliopsida; Gentianales; Rubiaceae
Source: RefSeq, a predicted model, not a curated record